Myxocyprinus asiaticus (Chinese sucker) is the source of this 998-nucleotide messenger RNA. RefSeq lists its product as uncharacterized. The transcript is spliced from 2 exons. The coding region runs from base 107 to 727 and encodes 206 amino acids. NCBI's taxonomy places the organism in Eukaryota, Metazoa, Chordata, Actinopteri, Cypriniformes, Catostomidae. The record is from RefSeq and is a predicted model, not a curated record. Gene Ontology annotation, biological process: DNA transposition; DNA integration. Gene Ontology annotation, molecular function: DNA binding.
UUUAACAAAAACCCACCAAUUCACUAUCUCAACAAAUUAGAAUAUGGUGACAUGCCAAUCAGCUAAUCAACUCAAAACACCUGCAAAGGUUUCCUGAGCCUUCAAAAUGGUCUCUCAGUUUGGUUCACUAGGCUACACAAUCAUGGGGAAGACUGCUGAUCUGACAGUUGUCCAGAAGACAAUCAUUGACACCCUUCACAAGGAGGGUAAGCCACAAACAUUCAUUGCCAAAGAAGCUGGCUGUUCACAGAGUGCUGUAUCCAAGCAUGUUAACAGAAAGUUGAGUGGAAGGAAAAAGUGUGGAAGAAAAAGAUGCACAACCAACCGAGAGAACCGCAGCCUUAUGAGGAUUGUCAAGCAAAAUCGAUUCAAGAAUUUGGGUGAACUUCACAAGGAAUGGACUGAGGCUGGGGUCAAGGCAUCAAGAGCCACCACACACAGACGUGUCAAGGAAUUUGGCUACAGUUGUCGUAUUCCUCUUGUUAAGCCACUCCUGAACCACAGACAAUGUCAGAGGCGUCUUACCUGGGCUAAGGAGAAGAAGAACUGGACUGUUGCCCAGUGGUCCAAAGUCCUCUUUUCAGAUGAGAGCAAGUUUUGUAUUUCAUCUGGAAACCAAGGUCUGGUGAGUUUGCUGGCCAGUCAAGCACACCAACACCAUGGUCAUUUAACCAACUUUUGGUGCUUUUGGCAGUGUGGGCAGGUGCCAAAUCCUGCUGGAAAAUGAAAUCAGCAUCUUUAAAAAGCUGGUCAGCAGAAGGAAGCAUGAAGUGCUCCAAAAGUUCUUGGUAAACGGGUGCAGUGACUUUGGUUUUCAAAAAAACACAAUGGACCAACACCAGCAGAUGACAUUGCACCCCAAAUCAUCACAGACUGUGGAAACUUAACACUGGACUUCAAGCAACUUGGGCUAUGAGCUUCUCCACCUUUCCUCCAGACUCUAGGACCUUGGUUUCCAAAUGAAAUACAAAACUUGCUCUCAUCUGAAAAGAGGACUU